Messenger RNA from Propithecus coquereli (Coquerel's sifaka), 6185 nucleotides. It is a transcript of the gene EIF4E3, whose product is annotated as eukaryotic translation initiation factor 4E family member 3. Lineage: Eukaryota; Metazoa; Chordata; Mammalia; Primates; Indriidae. The record is from RefSeq and is a predicted model, not a curated record. Gene Ontology annotation, molecular function: RNA 7-methylguanosine cap binding; translation initiation factor activity. Gene Ontology annotation, biological process: translational initiation. The transcript is spliced from 8 exons. Gene Ontology annotation, cellular component: eukaryotic translation initiation factor 4F complex. Bases 421 to 777 code for a protein of 118 amino acids.
AGUUGGCGGCCGCCUGGCCGGUGGCGCCGGGGCCGUGGAAGGUCCAGUCGUGGCUGACGGCGGGCACGAGGCGCGCGGGCCGCAUCUUGCGGCGGUCGUGGAUGAAGAAGAGCAGGCGGAGGUAGACAAGGGGCUGUGGGGUCACCUUCUCUUCCUCUCUCCUUCCACCCCAAAUCUUCUGCGUUGCGUGUGACGCAGAGGGAGAGCACGUUGGCCUGGACCUCAAGCUACCCACGUUCUAGUCCCGCCUCUGUCAUUUCCUAGAGCUGUGGCCUCGGAUCCCUCCCUGGUGCCACAGCAGCUGAGUGUGCAUCAAAUCUGAAGAAAAUCUACACAGUACAAACAGUACAGAUAUUCUGGAGUGUGUACAAUAAUAUCCCUCCGGUGACUAGCCUGCCUUUGAGAUGUAGUUAUCAUUUAAUGAGAGGAGAGAGGCGACCACUUUGGGAAGAGGAGAGUAAUGCAAAGGGUGGCGUAUGGAAGAUGAAAGUUCCCAAGGACAGCACGUCCACAGUUUGGAAAGAGUUGUUGUUAGCAACUAUCGGGGAACAGUUCACAGAUUGUGCCGCAGCAGAUGACGAAGUGAUAGGAGUUAGCGUCAGUGUUCGGGACCGAGAAGAUGUCGUCCAAGUCUGGAAUGUAAAUGCCUCCUUAGUCGGCGAAGCAACUGUUUUAGAAAAGAUCUAUGAACUUCUGCCCCACAUAACUUUUAAAGCAGUAUUUUAUAAACCCCAUGAAGAGCAUCAUGCUUUUGAAGGUGGACGUGGAAAACACUAAUUGCACUCUGUAAAGAAUUCUUUGUCCUUUGCUGAUUGGUUUUGGAAACGGUCUUAACAGGAGGGAGAGUGAAGAGAAGACAUGCCGAAGCCCGAUGCUGGUCAAUUUAGAGUGGGUUUCUGUCCUUGCAGAUUGGGCAAUUAGGACUGAAAGUGGCAGGUGGGGUGGGGGGAGACUGUGUGGGUUUCUACCGUCACAUUAUUUGCUUUUAAAAAAAAAAAAAAAUUUUUUUUUUUUUGGCUUUCUAAAUUCUCCGUUCUUUUCACUCUGAAUUUUUUUUUUUUUUGCCCUUUAAAAUUCCUUAUUCAGUCUAAUUAUUGUUUUCUACACUCCCCUUUCACUGAGGCACAAGAAAUUGGUUUCCCUUUAAGUAGCUCUGCUGUACCUAGUUAAUGAGAAUAUGCAUAAUCAUGACAAUACUGCUUUUGAAAACCACACUGUACAAGGAGGAAUACUAGCGUGGCGAAACCUGUCUUCUGAUUAUUUGUUGUGACACAUUCCUACGUCCCAUGAGCUGGGCAUUGUUUUUUUCUGUCCCAGGGAAAAGAAAAACCAUACUUAAUCUGAUUUUGCACUGACAGCACAUACAUCUUUUAUUUUUCCUUUUUAAAAUUUUUUUUUUUUUUUUUUUUUUCGAUAAAGGGAAAAAAAUAGUUGGGUUGCCUAACAUGAAAACUGUAAUCACAGUUUAAUAUCAGGAUAUAAAUCAAACUCUAGGUCUUUGGGUCCUCUGUGAAAAGAUUUCUAACCAGAAUUUCAAUUUGGCCUUUUCAAUGAAAGGCUUACAGUCGUAGCAAGGGAUCUCUCCAGUAGGAAACCUGAUAUCUCUGAUUUAAAGAGGAGGUGAUAUUUUAAUUGUUUGAAUUAAGCUUCUUCCAAAGUUUGGGUGUAUUUACCCACUUAGGGCUUUCCAGAUCAAUUCUAACACAUUUUGUUACCUGACCCCCUUUCCUGCUCACACUGUAUGUCAUUUCUGAUAAUCGACCAUCCUCCAACCUGGGCAGCUUUCUCUGCCCUUGUUCAUUUAGGAGCAGGAAGUUAGAUCUCGUUUCCAGGAUGAAUAUGAACAUUCACAACGCUGAACUUUGCAUUCUGUUCACAUUCAGUAUUGGAAUUGUUGCUAUGUAUUGUAUUAUACUACCAAAGAAAUACUGAUUUUAGUAGAAAGACAGGGCCACCCUCUGGAACAUUGAGACACCCUCAGAAAGUGCCGAUUUCCCUCUCUUGCCUUUGCCAAGCCUCUGGCUGUUUUUGCCUGCUAAAGGGCAGGGCCAUUGGAAGAGGCUUCCUCAGGAUGGCUUGUUUUUGGAGUCACGGGAGCCAGUGCGUGCUUAUACAUUUUUCAAAAGGGCAGUGCACUCAGAACUUUCAUUGCACCCAGGAUUUUUAAUUCCUCUUGCACUGUUGACCAGCAGAAAGUGGUGGGGCUGCUUUCAGCCUCCAACAUGUGUAUGUAAAUAAAAUUCUCCAUUGAAACAUUUUAAAGAACUUUCAACAAUAUCUUUUUAUCAAAGUUGUGCCCUUCACUUGCUUUACUAACCGCAUCAACCAUAAUCACCAUCAUCAUAGUUUUAAAAAAAUGCUCUUUUCUAAACCUGAGUUUCUUCAGUGAUUUCAAAAUGAGGUAUAAAGAUAUCAGACUCGUUUAGCAAAACCCUUGGACUUGUUUCUCUAAACGUUGUACUAACAUUCAUCUUGUUUUAAAAUUAUUCCUGAAGGAUUUUUUUAAAAACUCUGGACAUGAAUUAAAAUUCUUUUUUAUAAUAUAAGUAUUUUUCUGAUACAUUAGAAAAAAGGAUAUAAUUGACUUCACUAUAAUUGUCAUAUAUUUCCAUAAGUGAAUGGAUUUUGAGGUAUUUUUAUUUUUUGAAUCUUAUUUAAAGCAUUUGUGAUGACAUGUUCAACUUUUGCAUGUAUGUAGCCAUCGAAGUAAAAAUAAAAUAAAAUAAAUAGGAAUGUUAGGCUCACAUUAAUGCUUUCUAGUUUCUAUUGUUUAUGAUCAUGGAACAUGACUACCACACAAAGUAGAUUUUUGUCCCAGUGAACUUCUGCGACUAUUUCUGACCCUUUGGAAAAUACCAACUGUGAGAAGGAUUUAAUUUGCCUAAUGUUAAAAAUCUAUCAUCUAAAUUACUUUAAGAGAGGAUUUUUGUCAGAUUUUGCUUUGCAAAUUGUUUUAAUUGAAUAUUUAGUCAUAAUAGACUUUGUAUGAACUAAGCUGAUUUAAUCAGUUUAAAAACCUCUCAUUACCUUCUUAGAUUAAAGAAGCUAAUACUCUUUUGAGAUAGAAGGAAAUAUUUUGUGGGGCAUGUGACUUUGGUGUCAGGGCAAUUGACCCUUCCUGGCCUGUGCUGGGGAAAGUGUGAGCUUCCAGUAGAAUCCUGGUCUUUUUGGCCAAGUCUUUGCAGGUGCAGCCUUGCGCUAUCCGCAAAGAGCCACAUGGAAACCAAAGAGCUCGCUUUCUCGUCUGUGUAAUUCCUGAGGGUGUGUGAUACGGGGCCAGGAAAUCUGAUUGAAACUAAUAUGCUGCUCCUCCUCCCAGUAUUCCCUAGAUGUCAUAUCACAGGCACUCGCUCCCAUUGGGAAAGUUAUGCCCAUUAAAUAAGGAUGAAUAAUACCCACUUAACGUAACUUGUCUAUAUUUCAAUCGUCUUUCAUAAGCCCGUUCUGAAGUGCUGACUUACUCAGUUUUAAGAUUUCCUCUUUUGCCCCAACUUUUCCAUUUUUCUAACAUGAGGGUAUAGUUAACAGCAAACAUGUACAUUUAAUGUUGCUAGUAGAUUGACAGUACACUUGAUGCAGAAAAAGCAUGAAAAGGAAAACACAACACUAGUAACCUUUGAAGAUAAAGUUGACUCUAACCUUCACACUCCUCUUCUUGGAUUUAGCUCAUGUUUACACCAUAUGCAGCCACAAGACUUUAUAGCUGAUAGAAACUUUAGAUAUAAUUAGAUCCAGUAGACGUAACAUACAAUCCACCAACUGAGCCUCGACCGAACUUGUCCCUUGUUACAGACAUAGGGCUAGCAAGCCACAGGGCUGGGCGUUGAAGUCUGCAAGCUAUAGCCCCGUGUAGGCUUCCUUAAGUGGAGAACACUCAAAGUCUGCCAACCUUACCUCCCCAAGUUACCCUGAUCAAGCACUAAAAUCUGAUCUGUUGGGGCCACUAACCUGACUACAUAAUCAGACAUCCGCUUUGUAAACAGUUCCUCAUUCUCUCCCUCGAACUCUGAGUGACUGAAGUGGCCUUAGGAUUUGGGGUUUGAAAAUAACCUUACUGUGACAGGUGGGCCUUUGCUGUCAGUGCUCAACUCUUAGAGGAUCCCAACUUUUGCACUCACACAAAACUGGCAGCGCUUGGAACGAUCGCAUGGUGGCGCUGCCUUCUAGCCAACGGUUCUGGCUCAGCAGCAGAAUUUAUCCAGCUAUGUUUGUGGAAUUAUUUUCAGACCCUACUGCAUUUUGCUCUUAUGCUUAUAUCAAAAUUUGACUAGAAAAUGUAAAAAUGAUACUUAGCGAUAUACAACAUUUAGUUUCGUGCACCUAAUACAAAUUUGUCAAAGAUGGAAUCUUCCAGAUAAGCUUAAAAAAAAAUCUCAAAUCUUAGGCUCUCAUUGGCCCUAUAAGCAGUUGUGAAGAGAAUGAAUAAAAUAACUAACACGCAGGAAAUAUGGGAAAUAUUUCAUCAAAUAUUGUGGCCACAGAGAGAAAAUUAGGGUUUGAUUUUUUUUUUUUAGCUUUCUGAAUAUGGAAUUCCCCUUUAAAAAUGUGAGUCUACCAUCCCCUUCCCUAUAUUGUAUGUUUCUGUAAGAUUUCACUCAUUACAAAUGAAAGUAGAGGACUGCCUGUAUAUUGUUUAUUUCUUAAAAAGAAUACAUUGAGAUCAAUUAAAAUUACUCAAGAGUUUGAAAGCCUGUGUAAUUGUUUCAACAGCUGGGAGGAGUCAGAGGGUGAAAGGGAAAAAGAUAGGGUCGGAGGUGCUAUGAAAAGUCCAUUGGAACUUGUGCCCCUGCAUAGCAAUGAGGGUGCGUUCCCCCUCUAUUUCUCCCAAGAAGGAAAAAAAUCCCAAAUAGAUUCCUACACAUCUGACUCUACUGUUCCGGUUUUGUUUUCUGUCAUUUUUGCAUAUGCAUCAAAAGCUGAGAACACUUCUUAUUUAGGUUAACCCAUUGAGGCCAAAAGUCACCAUCUGGUGUUCUAGAGACAUGACUCCAUUUUUAAAGGAAAACGCAGAGACUAUUAGAAUUUUAGAGUGGAAGGGACCUUUGAGAUCAUCUACCAGUGCUUCUCACGGCUUAGCCUGCAGAAGAAUCACUCAGUUACUUACUUAUUAUGCCGAUUUCUCAACCCUAGCCCUGGAGGUCUGGGAGGACUAGAUUAUCUGCAUUUUUAGCAAGAGCCCCAGCAAUUGUCAUGCUGCUGGUCCGCAGACCUCGCUUUGAGAACCCCUGAUUUUGUCCAAUCCCCACAUAUGACAAACGAGAAAGCCCCCAUCCCUAAGCUGUCUCAGGUGACCUGAUUCGAAUGUGUAAUACCAACAGUCUUAUGAAGGGUAGAUGGAGAAAGCCAUUAUUACUAAGACUUGAGCACAUAAUGCUCGUAAAUAAGAACAUUAUGGCUGGGACAACAGCAGUCAUAGGAGCCCAUCUCUGGAAGUUCAUAACAUAAAGCCUUUAAUACAGAGUGGUAGCUUUUCUCUUUUCUAAAUACAAUUUCAGCCUGUUAAGAGAAAAGAAAUUAAUGUUCAGAAAAAGUAGUUACUCCAUAUGUGCAGUAACUACUUUUCUAUAAUGUCUUAUGGCAUCUGGGGUUCAGCAUCAUUGAACAAGAUUAAAUGAACGUUAUAGAGCUAUAAAAUUGCAUGUAAAAUAACGCAAAACUGUUCAAAUGACUAUCAAAGUAGACUGGGAACGAAUUUCCGCUAAAAUUAAUUGUCACUUUCUAAACGUAGCUUAGCAAAGCUGUUACUAAACCGGAGGGAUUCUUUAAUGCUAGAAGUGUCAAAAAAAAUCAAAUAAGUAUUCCCCAAACCAUGUGAAUGAUAAGCAAAAGUCAUUGUGAAGUCAAUAUUAUUUUGUUCAUCAUUGCUACUGAAAUUUAGAGUCUCAUUGUAUAUGUGUGUGUUGAAUGUACCUUAUUAGAAUAUCCAAUAAAAUAGCCUUUGGAUAUUCUAUGCUCUCGUGUCUUUUAGGAAUCAUGAGGCUGAAGGAAUCGGUGUUAAAUGUUUUUGUUUUAGUUGCUGCCUGAAGACAGUUAUUGACUCAUUCAAUGAAGUGCAAGGUUUCUUUAUGAAAAUUUCAACUUCUAAUAUUGAAGUCAGAGAGUUUUUCUUGAACUUUCAUUUUGGAACAAGUGUUUAUUUGGGAUUUAUUAAACUGUCAACUUUGCAUUAUAGAAGUAAGCAUGAA